AUGCCAUACAUUAAACUACAAAGCUCAGAUGGUGAAAUUUUUGAAGUUGAUGUAGAAGCAGCAAAAACCUCUGUCAUUUUAGGUCCUAUGGUUGAAGGUGAGUUCAAAGGAGAAGCCCUUUUUGUGAUUACACAUAACAUCGUGAAAUGAUGAAUAUAUGAAUUUCAUAUACUUGAACUGCAGGGUGAAGAAAUAAAUGCAGAGAUGAUCAUCACAUCUCUGCAUUUAGAUAACAUUGUAUUCAGCAAUAGUUAUUACACAGUUUCAUAUCUACAGAAAUAUUGGAGAAAAUGUUGUCUGUGUUAUUAUAAAUAGGUAUAAGGCAUCAGGACAUUUUUUUAGUUUUUUUGAAAAUAGAAAUGGCUUUCGUUACUUUAAGGGGGCCUUCCCUCUAUACAACAACUCAAGUAAGUGCAUGAGCAAAUGACGUCCCAGUUUGACGUGUGUAAAAAUUGCUGGCUAUGUACAGUGAAUUAUGAUGGACAGUUGCGAGUUUAUUUUAGAGUUGGUUUCAUUUUCCUUUUAGAAAUUGUAAAAACUUGACUGAACAACAGUCAAGAUCAUCUCAAGGUGCUCCUUUUUUGACAGUGUCAAUCUUAGAGAGUCCAUCGAAAAAUGUUGUACAAGACUAUGCUUAAGGGAAAAAAUGAUGCCACACAAAGCUAAUAUUUUGAGAUUAAAAUGAAGGCAGUUUACUCAACCUUUAGGUCUUCAUUCUAAUGGUUUAACCCAUAAUACCAUGCUUUAAUUUAUAGAUCUUGGCAUGGGUAAAGAUGAUGAUGAACCAGUCCGACUUCCCAAUGUCAAUGCAGCCAUUCUUGCCAAGGUAAAUACAGUAGUGUAUCAUAGAUUCAGCCUUUGUCUGUUUUCUUUUCUCUUUACAGGCCAUCUGAUAAAUUACGCAAUGGUGCGAUUUUGCACAAUUGACCUCAAAUCGCAUCCGAUCGCAGAAUUUGAGGAAAAUGGCAUAAUUCAUGAAAAAAAAUGCUAAAUUCAAGUAAAGUUAACAAUGAAUUCUAAAUUUAAUUAUUAUAAACAUUUUCCCGAUCUUAAUAUUAUUUAAGCUGAUUUACUACAAAAGAAGGCCUUGCAAGACAUCUGAAACCUUCGAUUGUGGUAUCUGGGCAGCCAUUUUGAUUUCAGAGACAAGCAGUGUGGUCAGCGGUGUAACGGCAUCCUGUAAUAUUAAACAAGUGUCCUUUUUCUUUUCCAGGUCAAAAUAAUUGGACAAAUUUAACUAUUUUGUAUUAAAAUAGAUGUUUCAUUAUUCCUUUACAUUCAAAUUGCCUGUUAAACAACAUUAGAGUGGUUUUUUUUCCUUUGAAACCUGGUAAAACAAUGUAAAUUAGCCCUGAAAAAAUCGCAUAAUAGUCCUAUCUUAUCGCACAAUCUACCCUGAAAAUAUAGCACAAUUUCUGAUUUUUUAUCGCACCCUAUCAGAUGGCCUGUUUUUAAUUUUUUGUUUAAUACACACAUCAAUAUUGUUACUUAAGCACCUUUUCUCUCUUUGUAUAAUUAUUUUUCACUAUGCUUAUUGUCUAUGCCAGCUAGCUUAACGUGACAGUGACCAACCCGAAGCAUUAGGUACUUUGGUCACUGCGCACAUCUUAAUCCUUUAAUUUCUUGUUAUCUUUAUUUCUGACAUUGUUCUGUAAGGUACUUAUACAAAUUAAAAUUUCAAUGUAAACAAUAUGUAAAUGGUGCGAAAACAAUAAAAUCUGUAAAUCUGUAAUCUUUUUAUAUGAAGCCUGUGUCAUUUGCUUGAAUGGUUACACAGGAUUUCAUCCACAGACUCAAAUUCAGAACUAUGCUAAAUAAAUGAUACCGUUUGAAAGUACUGCUUAAGAGGUUUCAUUUGAAUGGCCAUACCAUAUAACUUCAUCCACAGACUCAAAGGUAGAACUUUAUACCAGGGCUCAAAGUAAUUUCCGAAGAGUACGUCUCCGGAGAUGAUAACCAGCCAAAUCUAUUUUAGCUCGGUCACCUAUCGUUUCUGGACGGUCGAAUUUAUAAGAUAAAUAAGUCUUAAAACAGGGGCCCAUGAACCAAAACUGGCAUUAUAUAUUUUCAAAAAAGUCGUUGCGUGGAGCUUAUGGCACUUCAAAGCACUCAUUGUCAACACUAAAAAUAAAUUACAGCAGCAAAAUGAAAAUAAGCUUAAGUGUAUUUUGUAGGUACUCUGUCUAUCAGACUAACCCGUAACAUGUUAAAUGUAAAUCAUACCCAUUAGAUUUGUCUAGCGCCUCCAAAUAUAACAGCUGGUGUUUGUAUCAUGGUGUGAGAUACUCCGCCAGUAAUCCAUGUUUCUCCCCAUUACAAGGGUUCUCAUGACAUGAUGUGUGGGCACAUGUGGCUUUAAUUUAACUUGCCCAUCUUUAUAGAAGUUGUUUUUUUCUGUAACACGUGCAUUCCAUGACAAUCACAACCAGUUUUUGUUUGAAUGUUUUUCAUUUCGUGGUAUCUCUAUAGGCCAAUAAAACAUGUAGCAUGCAAACGUUAAAAUGUUCGUACAUUUCAUGGAUGUUUAUCAUUGUAUAACCUUGUAUACUUUAUAUUACGCAUACUACAGAAAAACACAUAGAUAAACUCGUGAAGAGUGGAAUAAUUAUUGGUUUUAUAAAGUAUAGUUCCUUUAAUGCAUUAUACUUUGAUUAUAUUUUAUUCUGGGCUGAGGAAUUACUUUAUAUGCAGGGAGAAAUGCAAAACUUGAAAAUUAACUAAUAAAAGUGAAAAUAUUUUAAUUCUAUGACUGGAAGCGUAUGAAUCCCGAUGUUGCUUCAAUGCACGAAUUGUAAACAAUGGUUCUAGUUGCAUUCCACCCAGGAUUUCAGAUCAAAGUUCUGCAGUACACACUGAUAACAACUGAACAGCAUGGAAAUUUUAAUUUACGUCACUUUCAAUAUCCAUUCGUUGAAUGUGACCGGUCAACAUGAUCGGCAAGAUGAAUGGUUGACCCAUCAACUCCCCAAUCAGUCUGGGCAUUGUCUGUUAUUGACUGGUCAUUACUUCAAGUCCUGAAUUUUACCAAAUAAAUAGCACCACGGUAAAGUACUUAGGCUGUGAUUUUGCCUAAAGUUUUAGGCAAAUUGGUUCCAUAAGAGUGUUACCAUCAAAGGAAAACAGCCUUAAUUCUUCUGGUUGACUUAUGUGGCUCAAAAAUGCUUUUGCUUAUUAGCUCCCUAAUUUUCAUCUUGCCCUGUACUGUUCAAGUAAGGAUUAGUCACAGUGGUAGCCCUUGUUAUUUUAUAGGUGAUCAAGUGGGCUGAGAAACACAAGGAUGACCCACCACCACCAGAUGAUGAUGAAAACAAAGAGAAAAGAACAGAUGACAUCGAUCCUUGGGAUCAAGAAUUCCUCAAAGUCGACCAGGGAACACUUUUUGAGUUAAUUCUUGUGAGUAUUAAUAGACCUAGGCCCUGUCAGUGCUAGUCUGAGCUUAACUUUUUGGGAACCUACAGUUUUGAUAUGGUCACCAGAAUUAAAAUAUUGAAAGCCUAAAAAAGUGUCAUGCAACAUCUCAAAGCUUAAUGCCUGGACAGAUAGUGUGAAAGAGGUGAAUUAUAAAAAGUGGAGCAUGUAUGACAUCUCAUUCAAAUGAGGUAAGUACAAAAGUCGUACCAGAUCAACCCGGACCGCCGGUCUGGGUUGGAUCAACUCAGAUGGACUCGGACCAACUCGGAUCAAAUAAAAAAAGUAAAAAUAAAAUAAAAUUGGACUCGGAUCAACUUGGAUCAUAAAAAAAACAACUCAGAUCUUAAAAAGAAAAAUAAAAUCAGUCAGCUUCACUUACCUUUCACCAGCCAUUUUGUCUUUUCCAUAAACUCGUGGUUGUAUUAAACGUCACGUAAUAAAUCAAUAUGACGAUAAUAUCCGUCAAACUAUGGGCAUAGAUGAAGCUCAUUAAUUUUGAAUUAUUCUAAGAAAAUAUUGUUUUAGUCACUUAAAAUGUAUAUAUCAGUGGUGGAUCCAGACCAAGGACCCACUGCCGGUCCCCCACCUAAAAUCGCGAUUUUAGGUGGGGGACCGGCGGUGGGUCCUUGGUCUCAAAUAAAUUUUCUUGGCCACUCGAGUCUCAGCUUAGUCUAAAAAAGGGGGAACUGUUAGGAAACUAGCUAAAACUAUAAUGCACUCUCAGGACCCACCAGAAUGGAUUAAGUUGACUUCCCACAAUGCCCCAUCCCUCUUUUAAGACCCGUGGUUUCCAUUACUCCCCCUUCCCAUCCCCGGUAAGAGGAAGAUGCCCCACCACCCACGUGGAUGCCGAAAUACAUGGUCUCUUGUCCAGGCCCACCCCUGUGGCCCAACCUUUCCUUCACACCUCUCCUCUGCUGCUCAGACAUAGUACUAUCCUCGGAGACCCAGGCACAAGGUCACUUCCUUGCCCCCACCCCCCAAAAACUGGGUCCCAAGGCAGUAAUUAAAAGUAGUUUUGACCAGUUACCUAACUCUGAGUUGAACUUGAAUUUAUUUAUCAUCAAAUUAAAAAACCAUGCUCAAGUCACUUUGAGAACUAACUUUAUAACUUUAAAACGAAUCAAAUUAAACAAAUUAACAGUGAGAAUUAUCCUGUUUAUUGGUAAACAAACUUAAAUGCAGCUGUAAGAUAAUAUUUACAAUACAUUUUCUCUUGACAAUAGCUAAAAAAAAUUACAACUUUCCAUAAAAUCAAGAAAUUAUUAUGAUCAAAAACUGUUAAUUUUUAACAAAUCAAUAUCAGUAGUAAUACAUUCUGACUAAUAAAUAGUAAAUAACUAAUGCUGUGUUCACAUCUGCAUGAAACAUGUUUAGAGUAAACAAGUUUACUUGAAACACGUUUCUGAUAAACAUAUUUGUUCACAUCAUUAAUUUGUUCGUUUCAAACACGUUUCAUCCUUUUUUGCAUGAUGUAUGCAUUUUCACGGCACCAGUGUGCUUGAAACUAUUUGCCCGAAGUUUUUGGGAAAAAUUGUCCCAAAGAUUUUGCUUUCGGUCCAUGGCAGAUAUCUGAUGAUGAAUUUCUUCAUCAGUGCUAUAUUUGUACCAAAAAUUUUGUUUCCUUGUGGUACCAGUUUAGGUUAUUUCGACUUCCCUCCUCACCACUUUAGUCUGAUCAUGAUCGAAACUACCUCGUGAGGCAGUUUCAAUCAUGAUCAGACUAAACAAGUUUUGAUCAUGUUCCACGCAAUGCACUACCUACGUAGUGUGAACAAGUUUCACAGUGAAACAUGUUUCAUUCGUGUUCAGACUAAACAUGUUUCGUGCACAUGUGAACACUGCAUAAUUCAUUAAAUCAUGAUUAUAUUUAACUUGACUUUGAAUAAAUUUGCAAUCUCAAGAUCUAUAAAAGGUACAAAACAUUAUCAGAGCCAUUUCUACUGAACUUUAUAUUCAGCCCUCAUGCUAUCUGAGUAAAUUUCAAUGUGAAUUUUAUCAUUCCCUCAUUAGCCCCUUAUAUGGAUCUGACAAGUAAAUAACAGUAGAAAUCUAUUAUAAUAAAUAGUUAAUAACUAAUUCAUUAAAUCAUGAUACGUAUAACUUGACUUCUGAUAAAUUUGCAACUUUAGCAUCCAUAAAGAAGGUAUAAAACAUGAACAGAACCACUUCUUCUGACAUCUUGACAGUGUUGUUGUGUAGGGAACGGAAUACUCUAAGAGAAAAUUGUACAUUAAAAUCCUCAUGGAUGCUAUUCAGUCCUUGGCAGGGCUGUCAACUCCCCACGUCAUCAAAUAUUGAGAAUUGAUAGGGAACAAAAAAUGAUAGAUGACGUCACAUCACACGGCAAAUGACGUCAUUUGUGCCAAAAAUGCUUGUUGAUUCCGAUCGAUGUAUAUAGCACAUAAACAGUUCAUAUUUAGCCACAUUAUUGCUUAAAUUACAGUGGCAUACCAGAAUUUAUGGGGAAAUGUUCCCAAAGUAGCUCAAACAACGCAAAAUAUAUAAAAUUUUAUGGUCGGAAAGUUGAGUCCACAAGAAAUAGCAAUUUUGGCGAUUAUCCGGGAGAUUUUCGACUCUAAGAUUACCUUGAGAACCUCUCAAGGAUCUUGAACUAUUCAUCCAAAGAUCUAAGAGUUGCACACUUGAACAUUUGUAGCCUUCGAUAUAAGAUAGACGAAUUAAGACUCCUGCAGAGGAUAUGUGGAUUUGACAUUUUGGGAAUUUCUGAGACCCAUCUGGACUCUUCUGUUCCUGAUAACUUCUUGCAAAUAGACGGUCUCCAACUUAUCCGACGUGACAGAACUAAAUGCAAAGGAGGAGGUGUUGCCCUGUACUAUGCUGAACAUCUAAUGGCUGUACACCGUAAAGAUUUAUUAGUCAGAGAUAUUGAGGCCGUAUGGAUACAGGUGAAAUUCCCAGCCCACACUACUUUAUUCUCAGUUGUUUACCGAUCUGAACUCGAAACUCCGAACUUCUUUGAAAACUUUCACGGCGUUCUUGAGAAAGCCUGGUUGAAAACAGACAGUAUUUUCGUCCUUGGUGACUUAAACUGCUGCAUGUUGGAAGCCCAAAACAUUCCUGGCUCCACCUUAAUUACAUCUAAGACAAAGAAUUUGCUGGGGCUUUUUGAAGAUUUUAAUAUGCAAAAUGUUAUUGCUGAACCAACCCGCAUAACUUAUACCACAAAGUCACUGAUUGAUCUUAUUGUUACCACCAAGGUGGAUGUUGUGCGAUGCACAGGAGUAAUGCCACUAGGUAUAUCCGACCAUUGCCUAGUGUAUGCAACGCUUAAAUUGGGCAGCAAAAGACCACCGCCGAAGAUUAUUCGCACCUGAAACUUUAAAAAUUUUAAUGCAGCGAAUUUCAAGGCUGAUAUUGAAAAGAUUCCUUUUCAUAUCUUUGAAAUUUUUCAUCACAAAGACGAUGCGCUCUGGGGAUGGGAACAAUUGUUUAAAGAUAAAUGCAAUGCUCACGCCCCGUUUAAGGAUGUGAAAGUGAGAAGUAUGUCUGCUCCGUGGAGUAACAACACAAUUAGGCACAAAAUGAAUCGCAGAUUUAAAUUAUUCAAAGAGGCAAACCGGACAAAGAAUCCUAGCAAAUGGGCUACAUAUAAGAAACUUAGAAAUGAAAUCACAGCUGAUAUACGCAGAGCCAAGGCUAAGCAUUUUAAAGAUCUAUUAGCUGAUGUCAAAACCGCUGCAGAGUAUUGGAACCUGCUUUCAAAGGCGAAUAACCCUAAAUUAAGGAAAGCGAUAGGCCCAUUGAAAAGAGAGGAUGGAUCGCUCGCAGUUGAUGACAAAGAAAAAUCAAACCUAGUCAAUAAUUUCUUCUCUAACAUCGGAGAGAAACUGGCAGUUUUCAGCUCCAAUAUCUAUCUCACCUGGCCACGUCAACUAAGAUUGUUCCCUGUGUCAAUAACAUUGCACUAUCGCCUUUGGCCAUUGAGAGAAAAUUAGCUAAUCUCAAAACAAAUAAAGUGAGUGGACCCGACGACAUAUCACCGAAAAUAGUCAAGGAAGCUGGAGAUGCAUUGCUAUCCCCGUUGAUGUUCCUUUACAAUAUGAGUUUGAAAGAUGGUUACGUCUUUAGCCAGUGGAAGACUGCGAGAGUCAAUCCUGUUUUUAAAAAGGAUGACGAGACUGAAAUCGGAAACUAUCGCCCCAUAUCUCUUCUCAGUGUUCCGAGCAAAAUACUUGAAACCAUUGUUGCUGAUUCGAUCAUUCACCAUGCGUUUAUUGAAAAUAGAUUAAUUACAGACAAACAAUUGGCUUACAGGAGAGGAUAUUCUACAGAGCUGUUGCUAGUACAUAUGACAGAAAUUUGGAGGAGUGCCAUUGAUUCAAAGAAAGUUGUUGGUAUAGUGCUGAUAGAUUUCCAGAAAGCGUUCGACUGUGUCUCCCAUAAUGUGCUAUUACGUAAAUUAGAAAAUGAUUUUGGAAUUAAUGGGUGCUACUCGACUGGCUGCGCAGUUACCUUGACAAUAGGAAACAAUAUACUGUCCUAAAUGGUAUAGCAUCAGAUCUUAACACUGUUAAAUCUGGAAUACCGCAGGGUUCCGUUCUAGGACCGACCUUAUUUUCUCUUUACACAAGUGAUUUACCUGAAGCUAUAACCACUGUGACAACCUACAUGUAUGCUGAUGAUACUACCCCAUAUUGCAUUGGCGUUUCUAUCGACGCAGUAAUUUCUGAACUUAACAAAGCUGUGGAAGAGCUUCUAUACUGGUGCAAAACAAACCCCCUUGUGCCUCAUCCAAAGAAAUGCGAAGCAAUGAUCCUCCAUCGUGGAAGAUUCACUGGCCCAUUGAAAGAGUUAACAUUGGCCCAGCACACCAUCAAAUGGGUUACACACUCUCGUCUAUUAGGCGUAUUGAUUGAUGAUCAACUAAACUGGUCUAAACAUGUUAGUGUUGUUAAAAAAGGCUUUGUUGAUAAGUUAAACUUGUUAAAACGUAGCAAAUUUCUUCCAAAGAAUAUGUUAUUAGACUUGUAUUUUAGAGUUAUUAUGCCGUCGAUCGUAUAUGGUAUAUCAGUAUGGGGAGGUCUCAUAAAUAAGGAAGGUUUUAAGGCAUUAGAAGCACUGCAUUGUAGAGCUGCGAGAAUUAUCUUUAAGCUACCUUGGGAGAUGUCUAAUGCAGAUGUUAUGAAAAAGGCUAAUUGGUCUUCUUUAGCCUUUAUGUAUAAAAUUAGCUUAGCUAAGCUUAUAUGUAAAAUCCACAAUAACCUGACUCCAAACGCUAUGUCAGCUAUUAUUAAGAACAAUGAUAACAUCAAGCGAUAUCAACUUAGGAAGAAACUGAAAAUUGAUGUCCCUCGUUUUAACACCAACUACAUGAGGAACUCUGUAGCUCGUAGAGGAGCAAUAGUUUGGAACACGUUGGUUCCUCAACUUAAUGACGAUAUUGACAAUGUUAAGAAAUAUGCGAUUAUGGCAAGACGGUCAAAGACUCUGCUACACCUAGAUUUCGACUGUAUCUCCCCUCAAACAUUAACCAGAAGGGAGGAAGAUUUUAAGUAUAAUUAGUGUUAAUAAUUAGUCGAUACUAGAGUACCACCUUGUACUUUAGAAUUUUAAGCUUUUAUCGUUUCAGACUUGUAAGUAGUUAGUAGCUAUAUGAUUUUAGCUGUUGUAUAUCCUAUUUAUUUUCUAAUUCAUUAGUUGUCUUAUUUAAUUAUUUAGACACGACCCCACAAGCGAAGCGUCGCUUUAAAUACUUAUCGUGUAUAAAUAAAGAUUAUUGAUUGAUUGAUUGAUUCUAAUUUGGAGACCGGGAGAUAUACGGUCUAAAAUCUGGAGUCUCCCAGAUUAUCCGGGAGAGGUGGCGGCACUGGUCCUUGGGCUCACUGAGUAAAUUUCAACGUGAAUUCUACCAUUCCCUCAUUAGCCUCUGAUACAAAUCUGACAACUAAGUAAUUAUUACAGUGCAUUAAUUUUCAUACAGAAAAGAAUGUUUAGAACAAGAAACUCCACGUGAUAACCAAAACUUGACCAAUUUUUAGCAACCAAAAUUUGAUUAAUACUUUGCCAGACUAAUUAAGUUUACAGUGAAACCGGAAUGAAGCAAAUUCAUUGAGAAAGAUGGUCGAGAUGUUACCUUCCUGGAGGUCAUCCAUCGGCAGUGUCCUUGAAACAGAACGCGUCGUGUAAUGCAACCACGAGUUCGUAACAUCAUCCGAGAGGAACUGGCACUAAUCAAACAAAAUGGCAGCUGAAAGCCACGGAGAAAAAAAGGAUGAUCUGGCCAUUUUUACCCUCCAAAAAUGGGUUAAACUUUCAGUUUUGCUGAUUUAAUUUAAUUUCUUUAUUGAUCCGAGUUGAUCCAAGUCCAAUUUUAUUUUGUUUUUAUUUUUUUAUUCGAUCUGAGUUGGUCCGAGUUGAUCCGGUCCGAUUUUUGUACCUGCCUCAUUCAAAUGUUUUACGAUCCUGCUGUAAUAGAAAAAAAAAAUUAUCAACUGAGCUACCCUUUAAGGUACAGUGUAUGCAUUAAAAUAAUAUGGUUUGGGUUAAUGAACUGUCCUUUUAUUGCAGGCUGCAAACUACCUCGAUAUCAAAGGACUUCAAGAUGUGGCAUGUAAAACAGUUGCCAACAUGAUCAAAGGUAUUCCUCUAUUCCGUGGGAUGCCUGUGGCAUUCCCACGGUAAAAAUCCGGUUCGGUUGUAUCCAAAAUUGCAAAGCCAGCCAAAAGGAUUGCCUAAAAUCUUUAUCGAUUAUCUCUUCUUCCAAGCCGACCAAUUAGGCUGUACAAAAUCUGUAUCGAUUUUUAAUCGAUUUGCUUCCUCUGAAGAACGCUCCUUGCCAAAUUUGUCGUCCUUGAGUUUUGCCACUCGUGGUUUAGGAUGGCUUGUUAACCAGCGAAAUCCUUCGGGAUACUGGCAAGUCACGAAAGGCGACCUAAGUCAAAUUCAUGAUUCUUUUUUGUUUAGGUCUAGCUUUUUCAUAAGGUUUUAGUAGCAUCUGGUUGCGGGCUGUGAUUUCCGAUAGAUUUUUGAGGGUCUGAAUGGGGGGGGGGGGGGUCCACUUGUCGGUUGUCGGUUGUCGGUUAAAAUUCAGUUACUUUGUCGGUAGUCGGUUAAAAUUUUCGAUCUUUGUCGGUAGUCGGUGAAACUUUUUGAUUUUUGUCGGUUGUUGAAAAAUCUCAGUUAAUAACUAAAAACGCUUGUUAAUCAUUAAUAUUUUUUAUGUAUUUCACCCAGUUUCAAGACUUUGAUCCCUAAGGAAAGAGUAAAACUUGUAAGAAUGCAUCAUUUGAUUGCGCUUAAACUUCAUUAACUCUUGUUUGUUUAUGCAACAUGAUAAUUUAUUUCACCAUUGUUUGCCAAAAUAUUAUGAAUAUCAUGAGUACUGAUAAAAUCACCAAACCUUUUAUUGUAAAUGCGAACUUGGUUUCCUUGUCGACUACAGGGCACAAUAAAAAGUAAUUAAUUACCGGUAAUUAAUAGACUCCAGCCUUUUGGAUACUUAAAUUAUUCUUAGGGAAAAACUGCAAGGGGUGACUGAGGCUGCACAUCUUAUACCGUUAACGUUUUGACUCUAACAAGCAUGUCCUUUGCCAUAUUUUCCUUUCUCAAAGAAAUAACACUUUAACCCUCGGACGUACAAGGGGUGGAGGGGGGUGGAUGCCAACCCCCUUAAGUUUUUCUGGGAUUUUUCCAAGAGGAUAAAACAUCAGCACCUGACGUUUUCAGUAGAUGGCCGUUUAUCCCUCGCACGCAUUUUGAGACAAGUUCAGUGUUGAUCAGUUUCUAUGGUAACGAGAUAUGACGUAAUACGCAGCAGGUGGUCAAGCCGUUUCGAGAGAAAAUGUAUGUUUUUUCCAACUUUUUUCAACAAUAAAAGUAAAUCUUGUGGCUAAAAUCAUGCAACGUGCUUAUUUAAGUGUUAUUAUUCAUGUCAAGCAAUUACCAUUUCUCGCUGUUUUAACUGUCACGGUUUUCGACGCCAUCUUGACGAGUAGGCAAACGCGUGAAAAAUUACAGUGUUAGUAUGAGAAUCUAAUGUCGAAUAAUUUCCGUAAAACGGCUUUUCUGAACAAAAUAUCAAUUGUAAACUAAAGCUACAAAGCAAAGGAUUGUCCUAAAAAAAUUUGGGGCCGUACCUGUACUUAAAUUUCUCCAGAGGCUUUCUUUAGAUUUUCCAUAUAUUUGUCUGUAAUUUUCCCGGGACUUUCUUACAGACAAAUGUAUAGAAAAUUUUAAAAAGUGGUUCUAGGUCUCCUAGUGCAUGUAACGCCCUCAAAUUUUUUCAGGAGAAUCCUUAGGAGUGAAGCUUUAGUUUACAAAUCAUAUUUUUUUCAGAACAGCCGUUCUAAGGAAAUUAUUCGACAUUGGAUUCUCAUACAGUCACUGUAAUUUCUCACGCGCUUGCCUACUCGUCAAGAUGGCGUCGAAAACCGUGACAAGGUCUAUUGCACUUUGAGUUCAGUCUGUGCUCCCAUUAGUAUGAAAUGUCAGCCGUCUCCACCCCUAAGUCAAAAUUAAAAGUGUACUGUAGUAAAAACCCGCAUAUAAGAACUUACUUUUCUUGAAGUCUGGCAAAAUAGGUUCUUGUAUUUUGGAGUACUUAUUAGCAAUUUAGGCUAAGUAGGUUCUUAAUUGGGUUCUUAAUUUUUAUGAAGGAGAUAAUAGAUUGUUGAUUAGCAGAAAAAUAAAGAAAGUUGGGUUUGUUCCUUAAAAGACAGCGUUUAUCAGUAUUCACAAUAAUAUUUAUUGUAUUAUUAUAAUACCCUGACAAAAUUGAUUACCACAUUUAUACGCAGUUUGGUACAGUAUGUUCUCAUUACAGUUCAAUUUACAAUCUCAAAGUUACACUUGUUGGUUGAUUGUUAUCACUAUAACCCACAAAUAAGAACCUGCUUGAUCUUGUUUGGCUAAACAUGCAAGUUCUUGUAUUUUUGGGUAGUAAAGUGGCAAAUUUCGGCCAGGAGGUUCUUAAUCCACAGGUUCUUAUAUGUGGGUGUUUCAGGGCUGUCAACCCCCCACGUCAUCAAAUAUUGAGAAUUGAUAGGGAAGGAAUGAUAGAUCGAUGAUGUCAUAUUGCACGGCAAUUGACGUCAUUUGUGCCAAAAUGCUUGUUGAUUCCGAUCGACGUAUAUAGCAUUAUUGCUUAAACAUUAUUGCUUAAAUUACAGUGGCAUACCAGAAUUUAUGAGGAAACAUUCCAUGUUGACAGUAGCUCAAACAACGUAAAAUAUUUGAAAUUUUGUGGUCGGAAAGUCGAGUCUACAAGAAAUUGCAACUUUGGCAAUUAUGGGGAGAUAUCAGACUCUAAUCUGGAGACUGGGAGAUAUACGGUCCAAAAUCUGGAAUCUCCCGGAUUAUUCGAGUUGACAGCACUGGUGUUUACUGUAUUUUACUAACAGUAGCCAUUGGCUAGGAAGUGCGGGCAAAACUGCUUUCAAAUGCAGGUGAAUGCCUUUUAGUUGUAGUGUCAACAAAAGGAAUCACUGUAGAUCAUGAAAAUUGGAUUGAACAACACAGAAAACAAGACGCAUAUUUAAUUUAACGAUUUUAUUCACAGUUGCUCCCCGAAUGGUAAGGAGCGAGGAGAGACAUUUGUAUUCGCCAGCAAAGAUACAUUGAACCAGUAAUGUGUGACAGGGUGUUACAAAAACUAAGACCCCCUAAAAUCAAAUCUGUCAAAAUGUGAAGUCAAAUUGUAACCAAAAUAAAUUAAACAUCACACAAAAAUAUGUUUUUUUCCUUUUCUUGCCAAGCCAUAGCCAGAAAAUGCUUUCUUAAAAAGGGUGGGAAAAAAGAGUAUAAGCUAAUUGCAUUUUUCAAGAGUUUAUUUUUAUUGUGGCCACUACUGAGAUCACCAGAAACCAGGUGAAAAGUUACAAUGUAAGGGCCUGAAUUGAGGGGUAGGGUGGGGGAAGGAGAAAUAGUCUGUGAGGGAUAUAUACUUGCUAAAAUCACUCAUUAAAUAAAAAAUGAAUGAAUUUAUUUUCUGUACUAGCAAGGAAUCAUCUCGAAAAUUUUGCGUUUUAAUUUCAGAAAAAAAAAUAAACAGUCAAUCAGAACAAAACACCUCUUGGGUGAUAUUCAGGUAACACAAUCACGGUCGCAGAAUGGGCCAUUUGCACUAAGAGUUCAUGUGACAUCGUUUUUAUGAAAAUGAAAGUUAUAUGAUUUUUCUGUCGAAAAAUGAUUAGUGGGUCAUAUCUUAAACAAUAUAAUAGUGAUUUGAUUUUUCUCACCCGCACCAUUUUCUUAAAUUGAGUAAGUUCAUAGCUGGUCAUGUGAACAAAAUGUGAUUUUUAAAAUUAUGAAUUAACUCUUUCAAUUUUGCACUUAAACUUCAAAGAAAAUGUUAAAAAGAUGAUGUGGUAACGUUUACAGCACUUAGCGUAACUAUCAAACAUUUAACAAGAUAUAAGCAAAAAGUAGUUUUGGCCGCCAUGUUGGAGGGCAAGAGUAUGCCCUCCAACAUGGCAGCCAAUACAAAUCAUACUACUUUGUUGAAAAAUCAAAGUGCCAUAAAAUAUCUCCCUUAAAUGCGUUUCCUCUCAAAUUUUGGAUGUGAGAUAAUUUUUAUAAUUUUUUUCAGUGUAGUCAGGUAGUCUAUGGGUUUUCAUCCUCGGAUUGUCAGCACCCUGAUGAUAGUUGUUGGUUGUUUUAUGGAUUAUAGUCUUUGAACGGUGGUUCGACUUGAUAUAUAUUUUAGGAUUUAGUUUUUAAGGGGGUCUUAGUUUUCUUAAUGUAACGAAAACUAAGAGGGGUCUUUGUUUUCAAAAUUACGAAAACUAAGACCCCUGAAUUAACCGUUAAACUCGACCUAAAACUCGGUGGAAAGAAUCAAGCUGAAGAUAAUUUGACAGAUUAGACCUAUUUUGGUUACAAUUUUACUGCAUAUUCAGACGAAUUCGAUUUUAGGGGGUUUAGUUUUCGUAAUGUCAAAAACUAAGACGGGUCUUAGGUCUUAGGUCUUAGUUUUCGAGUGUCUUAGUUUUUGUCACACCCAUGCGUGACACAAGUAAUGCUUGUGUACAGUCAUGCACGAAGUCUUAUAAUUCAAUUGAAUAUUGAAUCCGUGUUCAAUGACCAAAGGCCAUUGAUAUGAAAUACAAAUAAUGAAACAGCUUAAAUUACCACUGAAGUUUAUAAAGCUUAUUGAAGCUUUUGGAUGACAAGCGUCCUAACAUGCUUGGAAAUGUAUAAAAAUAUAAAAAACAAGCACUGUGGUGAAACCUGAAUACCUAAGCUUAAUUUAUAUCGAUUUCUAGACUUUGCUAGCAUGCACUCAUAUUUUACCAAAAACUUGUCCUGCACUAAGCUGAGAUCAGGCUCAACUUUCAUUUUUAAUUUCCUUAGUAAAUAGAUUCCGGGCUGGCAAGGCAAAUUGAAAAGUCUCCCAUUUAGUACAGUACUUGUGUACCUGAAUUACGUGUGCUUGCGAUAAUGAUUGUUGCAUCACUUGCAUGUGCAUUCACGUGAUUACCGUGAUAUCAGACAGACCUUAAACUCAACACCAGGGCCCUCGCGGCCACAUACCAUGCAUAUUAAACAAUUAUUGGAUGAGGUUGAGCAUGAUAUCAUGAAUUAUCAAAACCGAGGUCUGUGUUCGGCCUCGGCAGAUAAUACAGACACGAGGUUUUGGUAAUUCAUGAUAUCAUGCGAAAACCGAAUUCAAUAAUUGUUUUGUUAUACAUUUGUUAAACAAUAGGCAAAAGAAGACAUUCAGCCAUUCUGUUUCUGAGGAGAACACUCCAAGGGGCUAUAAUAUUUCGAACGCACGAAAGCUCCAGUUUUGUAAGCAGCCAUUUGAAAUUAUUCAAGGACAGAUUGCUUUUAAAAAUAUGGUUCAAUGCGUUAACAAGCAAACUGUUGUACUCUUUGCACCUUAGAACGGAGUAUAAAAAAUUGGCCCAUUUCUAGAACGGGGUAUCAGUUUUAGGGCGAAUUCUAGAACGGGGUAUCAGUUUUAGGGGAAAUUUUUUUUUAGAACGGGGUGCCAAUUUGGAGUCCCGGGUGGCACAUACCCACCCAAAAAAUACCCAAGUGCCGCCCCCCCCCACCCCCCCAUCCAGGGUGGCGGGCUCCUUUUGUCACCCACAAUUACCAAAAUAUACUACCUUGUACCUCAAAGAUAUAAGCUAGGAUAUUUAAAAUGUAUAUCUUGAAUCCUGAAUGCCUUUCUGGCUAGACAUGUAAUUGAUUUAAACAUCAUAACUAAAGUGUCAGUAUUAAGAAGUCUGAAAUUUAAUUUGAUACUUGCAAAUGCUGUGCCUUUAAAAAGGUGCUAAAUGGCACAUUUUGAAGGGAUCAUUGUUACUAUCAUUUUAACAAUUAUUCCUCGAGCCCAAAUGGGCUCUGAGUCAAUAGCCCAUGAGGUCAAAGGCCGAAUGGGCUAUUGACUCAGAGGCCAUGAGGACGAGAGGAAUAAUUGUUUUAGUAAAAUCCAACUAGUUGGUCAAAAAUAUUGAGACAAAACAACUUUAGCUACCAAACGCAAUUCAGCUGCCAUUGUUUUGGUUUUCAAAGCCGGCACUUUUCGCUACUAGGGGGCUAUGACAUAUAGCCUAGUAGUAGCUGAACCAAUCAGAACCCAGCAUUGAUAAUAGACCGCUAGUUGGAUUUUACUAAUUAGUUGUAGUUGCCAGGUUACAGAUACACAAUAUCAGGGUUGUCAUGGUCAAGUGUGUAAGGGACAACCAAAUAUUUAUCUACUAUAGGCAGCAAAAUCAGUUUAGACACUUUCCCUAAUGGGCCUUUCUGACUUUUCAUCAACUUCAAAAUGGGAAAAAAUUACAGUGAAACCUGUAUUAAGCGGACACCCUUGGGGAAUGCUGUAGUGUCCGCUUAAUACAGGGUGUCCGCCUAAUACAGGUUUCGAUAAGUAACGUCAUAUGAGGUGUCAAAUACCAUUCAAAUGAACAGUGGAAACGUUUAGAAUACUCCCAGAGACUAUGACUACGUUUGCAUUAAUUUCUUUAUUAAAGAGGACCAAUUGAUCAUAGUAACAUAAACAUAGAUUGCAACUCGAAUUUAAAGAACUCAGAUGAGUCAAGCAAGCUCUACACAAACAAAAUGAAAUAGAAAACAAUACUGAACUGUGAAAUUAAUCAAAUAAGUUCCUCAAGUCAAUAUUUUUAAUGUAAAUUGAAAAAAAUUUUUGGGGUGGCAAUCUCUCACACUUCCGGUGUCUGGCAUGUUGGGUGGUGGAAUUUAAUUACAAGUGUCUGUUUAAUACAGGUUUGCAACAAUGGAAAUGACCAUUUCAGGUACUUUUUAGGUGUCUGUGUCCGCUUAAUAGAGGUGUCCACUUAAUAAAGGUUCCAUUUAAAGUAAAUAAGGGAAAUAAAUUUGGGGACUUCGGCUACUGUCCACUUAAUAGAGGGUGUCCGCUUAAUACAGGUUUCACUGUAAUAAGCUUUUCCUCCCCCACCCCCUCCAUGCAAUGUUGUGCCGUUGUUUGGGUUACCUGUAGAAAACAACAAACGCUUACCUUUGAAUGGAGGAGAGGAGGGAGGGGUGUUGAUUGUUUUGUUCUCUAAAGUUACCCAGUUGAGUAUAAUUUCUGAACAAUUUUGUCCCGGAUUGUAGAUCAGGAAAAAGUGACAAGGAAAAAUUUCAUCCCCCCCCCCCCUCCUCCCCCCCAAAAAAUAAAUAAAGAGAUUCUGCAGUUGGUUGAUUUUCAUACCCCAGUCCCUGAAAGAAUCUUGAAAAAUUGAAAAAUAAAAUUGGGGAUUUUUUCCUCUUCAGUGAGUGGCAACCCUGAAUGUAUGCAAAUAACUAAAAUCUUUGAAUUGAAUCCACUUUAACCAAUAAAUAGGUAAAACUCCUGAAGAAAUAAGGAAGGUGUUAAAUUUCACGGACUUGACUCCAGAAGAAGAAGAACAGGUAGGUUAACUGUUAUCCAUGGUUCAAUUAGCAGGGUUCCCCAGGAAAGCUGAAGGAGAGAAAAUUUACAUACAUGGCAGUAGAACAGAUUGGAAGACACAGAGUGCCUCUUCAAGAGGUGCAGCCAUUGGGGAAUUUCAAGUUUGGGAACCCUAAAAAAGUAGAUGCUUUGAGACCUUUACUCAGUGAAGACCUUUGCUUGUUCUAGUCUUCAAAGAGAUCACCUCCUCAGGUAGCCUGAAAUUCAUCUGAUUGUUUCGAGUCGUUUUCUCCUCUCAAAAGCAGUUCUGUAUCGUGCAGACAUUUCCAAACAAUAUUUCUCGGUUUGCCACUUGAAAAUUGUGUUUUACUUUUUGCAUGAAUUAAAGCAAAGGUCAAGGAGUAGUGACAUCACUGGACGGCAUUAACGGCCGGUCGAUUCAGACGUUACUGGGGUACUCCAGAUAAAACUGGAGACCAGGACGAGCAAGUACCACGCAGGACGAUGCGUUGCAUCCGACCAGUUAAAAAAUUACGAAACCACUGUAGAGCACUGCUGUCGAUACCGUGACGCUCAAGCUUGAAAAGAAGACGCUUAUUCGGUACGCUGUGAAACGCCUUGGAAAAAUCCAAAAAGGCGAUGUCAGUUGGCUCUCUGUUGUUGCGUGAUUUCGCCCAAUCAUCGUGCCUCAUUUUUUUUUCUCUAGGCUUCAUUUUGGUGGGAAGAGUUUUUAGGAAAGCUUUUAGGAUCUUAGGAUUAGGUGAAAGGAUAGGAAAGGAAAAAGGAAAGGUAGGUGAGCAGUGGAACAAGAUUUUCAUAGAGAUUUUCAGGUCAAUGUCACGUGGUUUUUUUGCUUCUUUCUCCGGUGUCCUUGACUGAAUUGUGCUCAUUCUGGUAUGGUUUGAAAGAUCUCUUCACUCUGUACAAGUUAGGAACAAAGUUGUCCUUGACCGUUAAAACUGAUGACGUCACAAAGGGGACGUGGAUCCGCACGGGCGGUUCAGGGGCGAAUGGGUUAAGGAUAUUUAUGUUUCGCCAAAAACCCAUCACCCGACACUUAACGAUUUUCUCAGCGAUCUUGCACACUAUUGAUGUUAAUGAGAUUUGGCGAUAAUUAUUCCUGUCGGUCUUACUGCCUUUUUUGAACAAAGGUGUUAUGUUAGCGAGUUUCCAAAGAUGUGGCAGUUUGCCUGUUGAAAAUGAUUUCGCCCAAUCGUCGUAACAAGAAAGAAGCUCCGAAAGCGUUGAUCGGCCCUCCAUGUAAGCGAACGACUCUAAGUAAUCGUAUGAAAUUCAGGCUACUCCUCAGGGUAAAUGAACAAUAAAUCUUCCCAUUUUUGGUGUUCACUAACAGGAGGUUUUACUGUAGUUUGUUUUUUCUUUGUUUCCUAGCAGCGCUACCACUAAGGCCCAGGGGCCAGGGAUUUUCCCCAGCUACUAUGUGAAUGACCCCUGGUUAAUUUCAUGGAAAAAAGAGAAAAGAAAAUAGAACCAAAAGAGCUUCCUAGUUGUUUGAUUCCCCUGCUGCUAAUUGCACAUACCAGGAACUUGAAAUCUUAGUGACUGCCCUGUAACCCCAGCCUUAAUACUGGUAAUAAAUUUCAUAGCCAAGUUAGAACAAAGGACAUUCUAGUUUAACUUGGAUGCAGAUGACAUCUACUUUAGGUAGGGGUGUAUCUAAUGGACUGAGGUUUCAGUCACAGGGACCGCGGAGCAAGGUGAAAAGUGGGAGGGCUGACAAUUGAAAAUAUUUUUUUCAUAUUGAAAAUCGAAAAAAGUAAUAAAAUCAUAGUAUUUGAUUUGUUUCUGUCGCGUGACUUUGCAUAUACUUUAUCCAGUAUUUUUUGCUCUUUAUAGGUCGGCAUUAGUGAAGAUACCGAAAUUCUUCAUACGAUUUUCAUUCCGUCCAGCAAAUGUGUUUGCGAUCUGAAUCACGUCCAAGCUUUCCGUUAAUUUCUUAUGACAAUUAAGUACUGUCAAGUUGCUGAAUCGCUGCUGUUUCAUGUUUUUGCCAUCGAAUAUUUCAUUGAUUCGAAAGGAGAAAGACAAAAUAUAAAACUUUUAUCAACUCAAAACAACUACUCACCUUUGUUUGGCUUGAAAAAGCUAGUAAUUUUCCUCAUUUCGUCUGAUAAAACUGAUAAGAAACACUGCCGGAGCUGGAAGUACAAAACACGCUGCCGAACGAAGCGAAGGGGUGGCCAAGGCAUGGCAUUUGAUCAAGGGGCAAGUCAGCCCCAGGGCACAAUUACCGCGAAAAGCACAGGAGCCCCACAAAAUGCCUGGCGUUUGAAAUUAAAGAAAAUACAGAGAAUAUAGCGGAAUAUAGACGGAAAAAAACUUGUUUCAAGUCUUUUUUUUAUUUUAAUUAUUUUUCUUUUUAGCACAAAAAGUGAGGGUGGGGGCGCAAAAAAGUGGUGGGGCCGCGGCCCCACCAGCCCCUCCCCCUCCGCGGUCCCUGAGUCAUGAAGAGAGGGUUGGUGGUGUUUGAAGAAAUCUUUUUCUGAUGCCAUUUAUCAUUUCUAUAUUUUCCUUGAUAGGUUCGAAAGGAAAAUGAGUGGUGCGAAGAGAAAUAACCAGUGGAACAUGAUGCUUUGUAAUCAACGUAAAUGUUUAAAAUGUCCAAGGCAACUGUGUCUUACUUAAUAUUCAUGUUAUUUUCACUUUUGUCUCUGUUGCAAGUGUAUUUUAACAACUUGGUGGGUUGUUCUAUUACGCAUAGGUACACACUUCAGUGGCGGAUCAAGGGGAGGGGCCCGGGCCCCCCUUAUUUGUAGACCAAACUGAGGCCCAAAGGUCCGAAAAUUUUUUUUUCAGACUGCACCUUUUCUCAGGGUCUGGAAAUACUAGAAAUGCUCGAAAUACGAGAAGUUGCCAAAAAGUUGUCGAGCAACUUGUGGAAAGCCCUAUCUCAGGGGCACCCAACGAGAAUAUAGUUCAAAACCACUUUAACAUAGCAUUGUUAAACGUAUUUUAGUAUUUAAACAGUAGAUAUAGGCAUGUUUUUAUCCCCUAAAAAUUUUUCAUCUGUUCGGAUUUCCUAGCGGAAAGUCUAGUGAUCCGAAAAUUAUAGGGAUCAAAACUUACCUUUUCGAAAAUUCCAGCCAGAAAAAAGGCUCCCGAAAAUUCUAGGCGACCUUUUUAGGGUAAAAAUCCGUUAAAACUAGGCAAUUAUACCAUUUUUCAGAUGUUCGAAAAUCCUAGGAGAGGCAGGCAAGCAAGAAAUUUUACAACAAAUGUUCCAAAAAUUCUAGAUCUUAAAUCGUCUUCCGAACAGAUAUUUUUCGAAAAUUGUCGUUGGGUACCCCUGCUAUCUGCCACUGCACUUUAGCCUUAUUUUAUAUAAAUUAUGGUUUUUGCCUCGUUAUUUAAGAGUACAUCGUUGUGAGUACUGGUUUUGUCAAUUCAUAGUUUGCAGUAUUUAUGCUGUGUUUCCUUGAGUCAUUAGCUUUUUCACCCAGAGAGCUUAAGUGGAACUUGUAUAACAUUGCAUUUAGGUUGACGCAUAAUAAUUUAUAAUAAAAAAGCUUAAG
Molecule: messenger RNA, 20766 nt
Organism: Porites lobata
Lineage: Eukaryota; Metazoa; Cnidaria; Anthozoa; Scleractinia; Poritidae
Source: the annotation of a GenBank genome assembly